AUGACACGAAAUUGUUCGGAAACCCUAUUGCAGCUGGAACUUCAGGAGGACCUGGAGGCGCUGACCCAUUGGUGCCGAGAGUGGCAACUGCCCCUCAACCAGGAGAAAUGUGCUGUCUUACACCUAGGUUCCCUCAAUCCCCGUCUCCAGUACUAUCUGAACGAUGUACCCAUCAACACCUGUAGCAGUCAUUCUGAUCUCGGUGUGAUUGUUACCGAGAAUCGCAGCUGGUCCGAUCAUAUAAUUUCCAUUUUGAAUAAGGCUAAAAGAUCACUGUUCAUGAUACAGAAGGCCUUCAACGGAUGCGAGCCCUCAACAUAUGCUGUCCUGUUCAAGACCUAUGUCCGCCCCAUCUUGGAGUUUGCUGGCCCUGUAUGGUGUCCGGUACUGAACAGGGAUUUGGCUUUGUUGGAGGGUAUCCAGCGUCGAGCGACGCGUCUGCGUCUGGGAUUUUGCGACCAAGUUAUGAAGAGAGGCUAUCUCUCAUGA
This is a messenger RNA of Coccinella septempunctata (seven-spotted ladybird), 489 nucleotides long. RefSeq lists its product as uncharacterized. The transcript has a single exon. Lineage: Eukaryota; Metazoa; Arthropoda; Insecta; Coleoptera; Coccinellidae. Bases 1 to 489 code for a protein of 162 amino acids. The record is from RefSeq and is a predicted model, not a curated record.